Molecule: messenger RNA, 8194 nt
Organism: Amphiprion ocellaris (clown anemonefish)
Lineage: Eukaryota; Metazoa; Chordata; Actinopteri; Pomacentridae
Product: polypeptide N-acetylgalactosaminyltransferase 10-like
Exons: 12
Coding region: 316-2133 (605 amino acids)
Cellular component (GO): Golgi apparatus
Source: RefSeq, a predicted model, not a curated record
CCGAGGCUCCCCUGAAGGCAGCCUGUGCUCGGUCUUUCGGUUCUCCCCGUUUCCUCCGUGGUUUCCUCCGGUGUUCCUCCGGUGUUCCUCCGGUGUUUCCUCCGGUGGUUCCUCCGGUGUUUCCGCCACCGUCCGGCUCCUUUAAGCUCGGGCUCCUGCCGGUGAACCGCCUCCUCUGCGCCCUCCAGCGGCAGCAGCAGCCGCCGCGGAGCGUCACAGCUCCGGUGUCCGUCCCCUCCGCCGCACAGAAGUUGCCUCCUCCCGGUAAACGGCGGCCAGUUGGUCGGACUGAGAGCUCGUGUUGGUCCCGGAGCCAUGAGGCGGAAGGAGAAGCGGCUGCUGCAGCUGGCCGGGCUGCUCAUCGCGGCUCUGCUCUUCCUGCCCAACGUCGGUCUGUGGUCCCUGUACCGGGACCGGGUCUUCGACAACUCGCCGGACGCCGCGGACGCUCCGGGCGGCAUCCCCCCGGUGCAGGGGUUGAACCGGAUCGGAAAAGACGCUCCGGUUGGACGAGACGGCGUCCGGAGGAAAGACUGGCACGAUUAUGAGGCGAUCAAAAGAGACGCUUCUCGAUCCGGUAAUGGUGAACAGGGGAAACCGUUUCCUCUGACCGACGCCGACCGGGUCGAUCAGGCCUACAGAGAAAACGGAUUCAACAUCUACGUCAGCGACCGGAUCUCUCUGAACCGAUCCGUCCCCGAUAUCCGCCAUCCAAACUGUAAACAGAAGUUGUACUCAGAGAAGCUUCCCAACACCAGCAUCAUCAUCCCGUUCCACAACGAAGGCUGGUCGUCGCUGCUCCGGACCGUCCACAGCAUCCUGAACCGCUCGCCUCCACAGCUCAUCGCCGAGGUCAUCCUGGUGGACGACUUCAGCGACAAAGAACACCUGAAGUCGGCGCUGGAGGAGUACAUGGUCCGGCUGCCGAAGGUUCGCAUCCUGAGGACCAAGAAGAGGGAAGGUCUGAUCAGGACUCGUCUGCUGGGAGCUGCUGCUGCUAAAGGAGAAGUUAUCACCUUCCUGGACUCCCACUGUGAAGCUAACGUCAACUGGCUGCCUCCUCUGAUGGACCGAAUCGCCCAGAACAGGAAGACCAUCGUGUGUCCAAUGAUCGACGUCAUCGACCACGACAACUUCGGCUAUGAGACGCAAGCGGGCGACGCCAUGCGAGGGGCGUUCGACUGGGAGAUGUACUACAAACGGAUCCCCAUCCCCACCGAGCUACAGAAGGGCGACCCCAGCGAACCCUUCGAGUCACCAGUGAUGGCCGGUGGACUGUUCGCCGUGGACAGGAAGUGGUUCUGGGAGCUGGGAGGAUAUGACACGGGUCUGGAGAUCUGGGGAGGAGAACAGUACGAGAUCUCCUUCAAGGUGUGGAUGUGCGGCGGAUGGAUGGAGGACAUCCCCUGCUCCAGAGUCGGACACAUCUACAGGAAGUACGUCCCUUAUAAAGUUCCUGGUGGAGUCAGCCUGGCCAGGAACUUGAAGCGUGUUGCUGAGGUUUGGAUGGACGAAUACGCUGAGUACGUCUACCAGCGUCGACCCGAGUACCGCCACCUGUCUGCCGGAGACAUGACGGUCCAGAAGGAACUGAGGAACCGACUCAACUGCAAGAGCUUCAAGUGGUUCAUGAGCGAGGUGGCCUGGGAUCUGCCCAAACACUACCCACCAGUGGAACCUCCGGCUGCUGCCUGGGGAGAGAUCCGGAACGCCGGCAGCGGCAUGUGCAUGGAGAGCAAACACUUCGUAUCCGGAAGUCCGAUCCGCCUGGAGAGCUGCGUGAAGGGAAGAGGGGAGGUGAGCUGGAGCCACGGACAGGUUUUCACGUUCGGCUGGAGAGAAGACGUCCGGGUGGGCGACCCGAUGCACACCAAGAAGGUUUGUUUCGACGCCGUUUCCCACAGCAGCCCGGUGACGCUGUACGACUGCCAUGGCAUGAAGGGGAACCAGCUGUGGCGCUACAGGAAGGAUAAGAGUCUGUUCCACCCGGUCAGUAACAGCUGCAUCGACAGCAGCCCCAACGAGCGGCGGGUCUUCAUGAACACCUGCGAUCCUUCGUCUCCGAGCCAACAGUGGCUGUUUGAGCGAACCAACGCCACCGUGCUGGAGCGCUUCAACCAGAGAACCAACUGAGGAUCCGGCCGAGGCCUCUGCAGCAUGGAGGAGAUAAAGACAGACGAGGAUCUGCUGCUGCUGCUGCUGCUGCUGCUGCUGCUGCUGAGAUGGGAGGAGGUCCAGGUUUACUUGGCUCUGAUUGCUGACCUCCUCCUCUGGUUUUUGAUUGUUAAUCCAACAUUCCUCUUCAUUGUCCUUCAUCUGUUUCUCUCCAUCCUUUUCCAUCUGAGCUCCCUGAAGGCUUGAAGGAGUGAAUCCACUCUGAGAACCUUUCCCAACCCUCCCGGUCUGCAGGCACAAGUGAAUGUAGCUGCAAAUCUUUUCUAUUUUUUCCCUUUUUUUAUUCCUCAACGGAUUCAUCGAUGAGUCAUCCGCAGAUUUGUCACUGUGCCACGUUCUUCUUAGAUUCCUCGGAGGCGAGUGUUAUCUAACGACGGUGUGGUCAGGCCCAGUGUUUCGUGUCUUUUGAAAUCCCAAAAAAAAGAAACUCCGAGACGUUCGCCGGCGUCUCGUUAAGGAAUCCUCGUCCGUGGUCUGGUCUCACCGUCGGGUUUGUCAGCCGCCUCAUCCGGCCUCCCGUCGCUGCUCCCCGGCCUCGUCACGGUCGGCAGGUCGGGGGGUCGCGUCACGGCCGGCCGGAUGACUGCCGUAGCCGCCUGAUUGGCCGGCUGCCGAGCUGACACAUCGCUUUAGCGGGAGGGGAGACAAAUUGGGGGGAUUACUGUGGAUAGGCUCGCCGAGGUAGCCCCGGGAUUGAGACGAAUGUGGGCGUUUAAAAUGCAUAAAGCACUUACGGAAUGAUAAACUUGAAUGAAAUCUCAGUGCCUUGUCGGAAAGGAGGGGGGAGCUGCAUGUUUAUAGGGAACAACUCACUGCAAAUCCAUCCUCAGUCGGUAGGAAUCCAGCUCCGGUGCAGGACAUUGAACGCACCGCCAGCUCUGGGACUCUCAGGAGGCUUUUCAAAGCAAAUGCUGGCUGUGAAUAGAGCUAAAGAGAGCCUUUGUUUCCACCGUAGUCGCUCCCGCCUUCGAAGGUUUGUUUUAAUCACGAUGCUGUUUUGUUGUUGUUGUUGUUUUUUUUCCCACGUAUUCAAUCCAAAGUAACGGGAGAGGGAAGCACUGUUGCUGUUUACUGAUUGUUUUUGUUGCCAUCCACCUUUAGAAAUCCUCUUUUUACUUGUCUUUUCCGUUUUGAUUCUUUGAUCUUUACUUUGGAUGUUCCGCUCCGUCGCCUGCACUCCUUCUACAAUCUGAUUUCCGUGAAGCAGAACGACGUACAGUUUCUUUCGUUCCUAUCAUCAGGUCCAGGUUUUGUGCUCCGGUUCAGGCCUAAAGAAACAAUCUGGACCUUUUUCCAAAUUCUACAUCUGCAAACAUCCAUUUCUCGCUUGUACCAUAAAUAGUUUACACAGAUGUUAAUGCAGCACUGAGGAUAGAAAACACCAAGUGAUGUUAGUUUAUCAGACGAGUCAAAAUAUUUAUUACUAAGAUAAAUCCCGCUGCUUGUUCCCCCUCGGGCUGGAAUUCUUUUGGAAAUUGUCCUUUUCACUAAAGCAGAAUUCGUUGGUUUGUAGGUUCGGUAUCCAUCAUGGAGACAGAAAAAUCCAGCGACAAAACACUUUUUUCUGAACUUAGAAACUUCUUCGUGAUGUAUCUGAAGCCCUUUUCAGACAUGGAUAUGAAAACAGAAUGAUGCACUUAAAAAACUAACAAAACUACAUCUAAAUGAUAGGAAUCUUCCCAACUUACCCAGAUAACAAACAGCCUGGUUUAUUUAGGAAUCCCUGAACAUCGAAAAGCAUGCAAAGUCAGUAAAAUGCAAAUCUUCUGACAGCUGUAAAGAAUCUCAGGACUCCAAAUUGGAUCAUUUAUAAUUCCAACUAAUUAAUGAAGCUAUGUUGUUCCACAUGUGUAAAUGCAGCUGGAUCCUGUUGCUGUUUGAUGCUUCAGGUAUUUCAUAAACUCCUACAAACAGCUGGAAGCAACGAGCUGAACUUCACCUCUUGUUAUGUCAGUUAUUGGUGAGUCUCAAUAGUCUUUGAAAUAUCUGUAAAAAUGAACCUGAGAGCAACAAUGUCACAUCUAAUACAGUCAACGGCAGCAAGUCGUGAUGUUUCAGGCCCACUAUUUGUGUUAAAAAGCUUUUCCCAAAACUCUUCACACAACUUUUUGUGUUAUGAAUCGAGAUGCAAAAUUUUGAGAAUUUGUUUAUCAAUAUCUGGUGAUGUUAUUGGUGAGGAAACUAUUAAUUAUGACAAAAAUGUGGCAUACUGGGUAUAAUUUAAGCAAUAAAAACUUCUACUUAAGUCAACAGACAUGUGUCAAGGGUCCUGGGAGAACAUUGAACAUAAGAACAUUGUCCUCAUCGAUCCUGGCUCAUCUAAAACACAGGCUCUACCAUCGGAGGUCGUUAACCACCACAGAAGACUUGGUUAUGGUGGCCGUUGCUAAACUCCUACAAUCUUUGCUUGCCAUGUCGGGGAUGCAUAUUUUAAUACAUUUCUUAUCUUAAAGUCCUGGUUUAUCUACACAUUAGGUUUGUUUGAAGGUCAUUAAGUGCCACAGAAGUCUUUGACAUGGUGCCCUUUGUUAGCUAAGUCCUUACAGUGUUCUCUGCUUGCCAUGUCAAGGAUGCAAAUUUGGAAUAAAUUUCUUAUCUUACAGUCCUAAUUAAUCCCAGCUUGUGUUAAACACAUUGGGUCUGUUUGAAGGUCAUUAAACAUGACAAAGUCUUUGUCAUGGUGUCCGUUAUUAGUUAAACUCCUACAGUGCUAGCUGCUUUCCAACAAGAACUGCCCACAGUUUUAGUUUUUCCAGCUUGUCUCAAACACACUAGCUCUGUUCAGAGGUCAUUAAGUCCCACAGAAGUCUUUGUCAUGGUGCCCGUUGCUAUCUAAACUCCUACAGUGCUAGCUGCUUGCCAUGUCAGGGAUUUCAGGGAUGCAAAUUUUGAAUAAAUUUCUUAUUUUACAGUCCUACUUUAUCCCAGCUUGUGUCAAACACAUUAAGUCUGUUCAAAGACCAUCAAGCAUGACAGAAGACGUAGUCAUGGUGCCCGUUGAUAGCUAAACUCAGACAAUGUUCUCUGCUUCCCAACAAGAACUGUCUAAAGUUCAAGUGACUGGUUCCUCCGGUCUCUACAGUAUUAAACAGUAGGAGGCUCCACCUGGUAGAACAACUAGGUACUACAGCUGGUCUAUGAUACACUUUCUGACAUGCUCGACCUUCUUCUUUUGCUUUAUCGGUUAAUAUAUGUUUAAUCGGUUCGAUUAUUAACAGCAUUUAAUCAGUUCAAAUAAGGUUGCUAGAUCGUCACACCGACAUGUUCAGAUACCGUCAGAUUAACAGGAAUGUCUGAAAGGGGCUUCAAAUGUUUUAGUUGGAAACUAAACUUGCAUAUUGUUGUGAAAAAGGCAAUUUGGUGCAACUUUUACCCCCUCAUUCUAAUUAAUUCCUCUAAUGUGUGAUUUGUCCAAUCAAUAAGACAGUUUCACAGCUUAUGUUGUGCAGUUAUACAAUCAGUAGUCACCUGUGGAACAAAACCCUGACUUUUCUCCUCCUAACAACAGAACGUGUAGUUUUAAAUGUAGUUUCUGUGUGUCUUUCUCCCUGACCUUUCAGCUUGGACAUUGUCAGAUUGUUAAGAGGUGACAGGAAAUGCUGCUUCAGACCGCUGAGUCACUGCUGCAGUCAGGUUAGCGCUACGCGACCCAACAGAACCAAACCCAACCGACCUUAUCUACACCCUGAUUCCAGACCAGUUUCCUACAUUCCUUCUUUUCUUUGACCUACAAUCACUCCAAAAAAUAAAAUAAAGAUCAAGUCCUGUUUGGAUCCGUAGUGUAAUCUGGCUGUUUGUGUCGUGAUAUUGUGAAGGAUCUUUAUUGCAAACACUGUAUUUGUGGGUUUGUCGAGGGACGGAUAUGCGAGGCAACAUUUUGGGGUGAAACUAACUACUGGCUUGAGAGUUAUUUUGCAUUACCUGUAGGGACGUCCACAGUUUAGACGUCUUAGUGGGGUUUUUCUUUUCUCACAUCUGCCCUGAAGAACAAUGAAUAAUCAGAGGCAUCAGAAUCAAGAAAAUAAAAGGCUAAAAAUUAACUUCAAUCAUUUUAUUAUCCACUGGUGUUCAAAGAAAGCGCAUCAUCUCAGAAUUACGCAUUUCUCAUGAUGAUUUGAGUAGCUUUCCAGAGAGAAAUAUAAAAAAGAUAAAAUCUGUAAGAAUACUACAGUAUACUAUUUUAAAGUACUUUCUUUGGACAUCGCUAUUCAUUGACAAUCACCUGAAAGGUUAAAGGGCUUAUGGACGGUGACAAAAAUCACAAAAUGAUCGGAAUUUUAGCCUUUUUUCAGGACUGAAUUUUGGUUCAAUGGCAUAUUUGCCAAAUUGUUUAGUCCUUCUAAUCUCCAAAACUCUGUUCAAGCUGAGCAGAGCUAAAAGCAAUGACUCAAUUUUUUCCUGAAAUUACAGAAAGUUGUCCAGAAUUAUUCCAAAAGCGUCUUCAAAAGACUUAAAUGACUAAAAAUCAACUUGAAAUUUGCCCAAAAUUACUUAAGAUCUAUAAAACAAUUAAAAAUGUCCUAAAUGACUUAAAAUUUGUGCAAAAUGACUUAAAUUAUUUCGAAAAUGACAAAAACAUGUCCAAAACAACUGAUUUUUCUUGAAAGUACAAAAAACUGUCCAAAAUUAUUCCAGAAUUGUCCAAAACGUCUUUCAAAAAAUUAAAUCCUGUCUGAAAGGACUAAAAAUCAAUUCAAAAUUUGACCAGAUUUACUUAUUAAGAUGUAGAAAAUAAUCAAGAAUGUCCUAAAUGACUCAAAAGUUGUACAAAAUUACUCGAACUGUGUUGAAAAUUUAAAAAAAAACAUUUCCAAAACUAUUCUAGCAUUGUCCAAAACCUUUCAAAAAAUUAAAAAUCUGUCUGUUCGUUGACAAUCACCUGAAAGGUUAAAGGGUUUACGGACGGUGACAAAAAUCACAAAAUAAUUGGCAUUUUAGGCUAUUUUCAGACCAGAAUUUUGGUUUGAUGGCAUAUUUACCAAGUUGUUUAGUCCUUCUCCAAAACCCUGUUCAAAUUUUGGUAAAUUAUGAAGCAAACGGACAAAAUCGGCUGGUGAAGACGGUGGAACAAGAACAACUUCUCAGGUGUUGGGUGGAGACCAAAGCAGAGCUAAAAGCAAACAGAGACUUGUUUGCUGACAUCUUUGGUUUCACAACAAGCUUGUUUUCCAAUUUUCUCCCUGAAAAUGGCCCAAAAACAUCAGUUGCUGAACUAUACGUCAUGAUUUCUUGAGCCACCUCUUUAAUUUCACAGUCAGUCACCAAGAAACUGCAGCAACUCCAUUCUGAACUGAUUAGUUUAUAAUAAAGCUAAGAAACAGUUCUUCAGGGGGAAACGAAUUCAAUCACUAAAUCAUCUUUUUUGGGGAAGUUUCCCCAAAUGUUGCCGACUGUAUCCCAUGAAUUCAUCUUGAUUAAACUGAAUAAGCUUGUGAAGUAUGUUUUAUUUUUCCUCUCUUUCAUAUCAGAGAACAUUGUACCUUUCCGUUGCACAUGUUAAGUACGUUUUAUUACGUGAAACAGCAUCUUGGGUCGAGUUAAAAAUCUCCUGGGUGACAGUUUACAUUUGCUUUAUUCCAGCUUUGGUCCACUGUGGUAAAGAAUUCAAAAAUGAUAAAAUUCUCCAACGUAAAACUAAAGUUUAGAAGAAUAUUAUAAAUAUGCUGCUGUUUCCUUUGUUAUACAUACAUAAAUAAAUUUUUUAAAUGAUCCCAUGGUGUUUUGGUCGGACUACAAUCUACAGAGCAAUGUGACUAAAUCUUAUUUUAUAAGAGCAAAAGGUUUCUACCGUCAGCGGCCAGCGUCGGCCCGUCACACAACGUUGUGUACUUGUGUGAAUUUUGAUGUGUAGGAAAGUGUACAUUUUGUAUCUCAAAAAAAAAGAUCCGAUAUUUUUUUCUACUGACAUUGCAACUGUAAAAGUGUAUUUAGGUAUUUAACAAACUGUACAAUUAAACUGGAAUUGUAUGAUAUUUUUGCUGAAAUUGUAAAAUAAAAGGUUUCUAUAUUUGGAGGAAAA